AUGGACAAUUUGAAUCUCUUUCCAAUAUUCACGACGAUCUUUUUGCUCUUUCUUUCUCACUCACUCACCCUCUCUAUCUCUCUCACACACACGUACAUAUGCUCUCACACAUUCUUUCUUUCUUCUCUUCUCUCUCUCUCUCUCUCUCUCUCUCUCUCUAUCUCCCUCUCCUUACCUACUUUACCCCAGUUAAUACCUUUUAUAUACCAAGGGUUGUUUUUUUUCUUCUUUUUUCUUCUCUUCUUUUUUUCUUCUCUUCUUUUUUCUUCUCUUCUUUCUUUCUUCUCUUCUUUUUUCUUCUCUUCUUUUUUCUUCUCUUCUUUCUUUUCUCUUCUUUCUUUCUUCUCUUCUUUUUCUUCUCUUCUUCUUUUUCUCUUCUCUUUUUUCUUUUCUUUUUCUUCUCUUCUUUUCUUCUCUUCUUCUUUCUUCUCUUCUUUCUUUUCUUCUCUUCUUUUUUCUUCUCUUCUUUUUCUUCUCUUCUUUCUUUUCUUCUCUUCUUUCUUUCUUCUCUUCUUUUUCUUCUCUUCUUUUUUUUCUUCUAUUCUUUUUUCUUCUCUUCUUUCUUUCUUCUAUUCUUUUUCUUUCUUCUUUUUCUUUCUCUUCUUUUUUUCUUUCUUCUUUAUUUCUUCUCUUCUUUUUUCUUUUCUUCUUUUUCUUUUUCUUCUUUUUUCUUCUCUUCUUUUUUUUCUUUCUUCUCUUCUUUUUUCUUCUUCUUCUUUCUUCUCUUCUUUCUUUCUUCUCUUCUUUUUUCUUUCUUCUCUUUUCUUUCUUCUUCUUUCUUUUUCUUCUCUUCUUUUUCUUCUCUUCUUUUCUUUCUUCUCUUCUUUUCUUCUCUUCUUUUCUUUCUUCUCUUUCUUUUCUUUUUCUUUUCUUUUUCUUUUCUUCUCUUCUUUUUCUUCUUUUCUUCUUUUCUUCUCUUCUUCUUUUUUUCUUUUUUCUUCUCUUCUUUUUUCUUCUCUUUUUUUUUCUUCUCUUUCUUUUUUUUCUUCUUUUCUUUUUCUUCUUUUUUUUUUCUUCUCUUCUUUUUUUUCUUCUUUUCUUCUUUCUUUCUUUCUUCUUUUUUUCUUCUUUUUCUUUUUUUUCUUUUCUUCUCUUCUUUUUUUUUUUCUUCUUUCUUUCUUCUCUUUUUUUUCUAUUCUUUUUCUUCUCUUCUUUCUUUCUUCUCUUCUUUUUUUCUUCUCUUCUUUUUUCUUCUCUUCUUUCUUUCUUCUCUUCUUUUUUCUUCUCUUCUUUUUCUUCUCUUCUUUCUUUCUUCUCUUCUUUUUUCUUCUCUUCUUUUUCUUCUCUUCUUUUUUCUUCUCUUCUUUCUUUCUUCUCUUCUUUUUCUCUUUCUUUUUCUUCUCUUCUUUUUCUCUUUUUUUUUCUUCUCUUCUUUUUUCUUCUCUUCUUUUUUCUUCUCUUCUUUUUUUCUUCUCUUCUUUUUUCUUCUCUUCUUUUUUCUUCUCUUCUUUUUUCUUCUCUUCUUUUUUCUUCUCUUCUUUUUUCUUUUCUUCUUUUUUCUCUUCUUUUUUCUUCUCUUCUUUUUCCUUCUUUCUUUUUUUUCUUCUCUUCUUUUUUUCUUCUCUUCUCUUUUUUCUCUUCUUUUCUUCUCUUCUUUUUUCUCUUCUUUUUCUUCUCUUUUUUUUUCUUCUUUUCUUUUUCUUUCUUUCUUUUUUCUUCUCUUCUUUCUUCUUUCUCUUUUUUUUUCUUCUUCUUCUUUCUUCUUUUCUUUUUUUCUUCUCUUCUUUUUCUUUUCUUUUUUCCUUCUCUUUUUUCUUCUCUUCUUUUUUCUUCUUUUCUUCCUUCUUCUUUCUUCUUUCUUUUUCUUUCUCUUCUUUCUUUUUUCUUUCUUCUUUUUUCUUUUUUCUUUCUUCUUUUUCUUCUUUUUUUUUUUUCUUUUUUCUUCUCUUCUUUUUUCUUCUCUUCUUUUUCUUCUCUUUUUCUUUCUUCUUUUUUCUUUUUCUUUUUCUUUCUUCUUUUUCUUCUCUUCUUUUUUCUUUUCUUCUUUCUUUUCUUCUCUUCUUUUCUUCUUCUUUCUUUUUUUUUUCUUCUUUCUUUCUUUUCUUCUUUUCUUUCUUCUUCUUUUUUUUCUUCUCUUCUUUCUUUUCUUCUCUUCUUUCUUCUCUUCUUUUUUCUUCUCUUUCUUUUUCUCUUUUUUCUUCUCUUUCUUCUUUUCUUUUUCUUCUUUCUUUUUUUCUUCUCUUCUUUUUUUCUUUCUUCUUUCUUUUUUCUCUUUUUUUCUUUCUUCUUUUUUUCUUCUUUCUUUUUUUCUUUCUUCUUUUUUUCUUCUCUUCUUUUUUUUUUCUUCUUUUCUUUUUUCUUCUCUUUCUUUUUCUUUUUCUUCUUUCUUUUUCUUCUUUCUUUCUUUCUCUUUUUUUUUUCUUCUUCUUUUUUCUUCUCUUCUUUUUCUUCUCUUCUUUCUUUUCUUCUUCUCUUUCUUUCUUUUCUUCUUUUUUUUCUUCUUUUCUUUUUCUUCUCUUUUUCUUUCUUCUCUUCUUUUUCUUUCUUCUUUUCUUUCUUCUUUUUCUUUUCUUCUUUUCUUUUUUUUCUUUUUUUCUUUCUCUUCUUUUUUUUCUCUUCUUUUUUUCUUUCUUCUUUCUUCUUUUUCUUUUCUUUUUCUUCUCUUCUUUUUUCUUCUCUUCUUUUUUUUCUUCUCUUUUUUCUUUUCUUUUCUUUUUCUUCUUUUUUUUUCUUUCUUCUCUUCUUUUUCUUCUUCUUCUUUUCUUUCUUUCUUCUUUCUUUUUUUUUCUUCUCUUCUUUCUUUCUUUCUUCUCUUUUUUUCUUCUCUUCUUUUUUCUUCUCUUCUUUCUUUUUUCUUCUUUUUCUUCUCUUCUUUUUUCUUCUCUUCUUUCUUUCUUCUCUUCUUUCUUUCUUCUCUUCUUUUUUCUUCUCUUCUUUCUUCUCUUCUUUUUUUCUUCUCUUCUUUCUUUCUUCUCUUCUUUUUUCUUCUCUUCUUUUUCAAAUUCUCUUUUUUCUUUCUUCUCUUCUUUCUUCUCUUUUUUCUUUUUUUUCUUCUUUUUUCUUCUCUUCUUUUUUCUUCUCUUCUUUUUCUUCUCUUCUUUUUUCUUCUCUUUUUUUCUUCUCUUCUUUUUUUUCUCUUCUUUUUUCUUCUUUUCUUUUCUUUCUUCUCUUCUUUUCUUUUCUUCUUUUUUCUUCUCUUUCUUUUUCUUUUUCUUUUUUCUUCUCUUCUUUUUUCUUUCUUCUUUUUCUUCUCUUCUUUUUUCUUCUCUUCUUUUUCUUUCUCUUCUUUUUCUUCUCUUCUUUUUUCUUCUCUUCUUUUUUUUUCUUUUUUUCUUUUUCUUCUUUCUUUUUCUUCUCUUCUUUUUUCUUUCUUCUUUUUUUCUUUUUCUUUUUUCUUCUCUUUUUUUCUCUUUUCUUUUUUUCUUCUUCUUCUUUUCUUCUCUUCUUUUCCUUCUCUUUUUUUUUCUUCUCUUCUUUCUUUCUUCUCUUUUUCAAGGAAAAUCUUUUCUUCUCCAUUUUUUCUUCUCUUCUAUUUUUUCUUCUCUUCUUUUUUUCUUCUCUUCUUUUUUUCUUCUCUUCUUUUUUUCUUCUCUUCUUUCUUUCUUCUCUUCUUUUUUCUUCUCUUCUUUUUUUCUUCUCUUCUUUUUUUCUUCUCUUCUUUUUUUCUUCUCUUCUUUUUUCUUCUCUUCUUUUUUUCUUCUCUUCUUUUUUCUUCUCUUUUUUUCUUUCUUCUUUUCUUUCUUUCUUCUUUCCCUUCUUUCUUCUUUUUCUUCUCUUCUUUCUUUCUUCUCUUCUUUCUUUCUUCUCUUCUUUUUUCUUCUCUUCUUUUUUCUUAUCUUCUUUCUUUCUUCUCUUCUUUUUUCUUCUCCAUUUUUUCUUCUCUUCUAUUUUUUCUUCUCUUCUUUUUUCUUCUCUUCAUUUUUCUUCUCUUCUUUCUUUCUUCUCUUCUUUCUUUCUUCUCUUCUUUUUUCUUCUCUUCUUUUUUUCUUCUCUUCUUUUUUCUUCUCUUCUAUUUUUUUCUUCUUCAUUUUUUCUGCUUUCUUUACCUGGAUAGUUUUUUUCUCCAUUUUUCUUUCCUCAUUUAAUGUAUCCUUGCCAAUAGUCUUUCAAUCUACCUAUCUCUUUCUGGAUCUUUUCUCUCCUCUUUCCUUCGGCUCAGACAUUUCAUUCGAGCAUGCAGUUCAAAGAUAUCUAUCUAUCUAUCUAUCUAUCUAUCUCAGUUCAGAUCAAUCUAUCUGUUCAGAUCUGUCUAUCUCUGCUCAUAUCUAUCUAUCUCCAGAUCUAUCCAUUUGUUCAGAUCUAUCUAUCUAUCUAUCUAUCUAUCUAUCUAUCUAUCUAUCUAUCUAUCUAUAUCUAUCUAUCUAUAACAGUCUGUUCACUAUCUAUCUAUCUAUCCCAUGUUUUUCUCAAGCUGUUCAAAUUUAA
This is a messenger RNA of Acanthosepion pharaonis, 4365 nucleotides long. Lineage: Eukaryota; Metazoa; Mollusca; Cephalopoda; Sepiida; Sepiidae. The record is from the annotation of a GenBank genome assembly.